AUGAGUAAAGUUAAGAGACCUAAGAUGAUCAAAGAAAAUGAUCCACGUGUAAGUGGAAAUGAGCAUAAAAACCAAAAAGACGACAAGCCUGAAGCAGUCGUUGAAACUUUAGCACCAACAUCAAUGUUCUUCAGUUAUAACCAAGCUCUCGGACCGCCAUAUCACAUUCUUGUUGACACUAACAUGCUUUGGCAAACAGUUGCCGAUAAAGUUGACCUUAUUGAUGGUAUGCAAAAAUGUUUGCUUGCAAAAUGUGUCCCAAUUGUUACAGAUUGCGUUGUUGCAGAGCUUGAAAAAUUAGGUAGAAAGUUCCAUCUCGCACUCAAACUUACAAAAGAUCCUAGAGUUAGACAUCUUAAGUGCGGAUGUCAUGGAAAUUACGCUGAUGACUGCAUAGUAAAUCAAGUUACGAAAAACCGUAUAUACUGCGUUGCAACAAACGAUAAAGAUUUAAGAAGACGUAUUAGAAAGAUCCCCGGUGUUCCAAUUUUGUACCUUCACCAGUUCAAAUUCCAAGUUGAACGUCUCCCAGAUAGUGAUUUUGGCCCAAGACACUUCUAA
Trichomonas vaginalis G3 is the source of this 561-nucleotide messenger RNA. Its product is annotated as rRNA-processing protein FCF1 family. Lineage: Eukaryota; Parabasalia; Trichomonadida; Trichomonadidae. The transcript has a single exon. Gene Ontology annotation, cellular component: small-subunit processome; nucleolus. The record is from RefSeq and is a predicted model, not a curated record. The coding region runs from base 1 to 561 and encodes 186 amino acids.